AAUCGAGCGAUCGAACGUGUAGACGAGAAAUAUCAGCGUACGUUUUGUUGGCGCCACGCGAUUAGCGUGACUGUAAAACUUUUCAGCCAAUGAGACUAGCUGUACACACAUUUGUUUGCAUUGAGCACGGCAUUUCCCGCGCUCUAAUAGCACGUGCAGAAGGUCAUAGACUGUGUAUGGAUUUACACAAUCAUGAAAAUUAAACCUUGUGUAGUCUCGUGCAUACAAUGUAUAUUAUACACAUUGAAAGUGCGCUUUUUGCAUUACUUUUUAAGACUGAAAUAGCGUUCGAAGUUCAAAGUUCAAAAUUCAAAGUUUGAAAUUUCGUAAAGUAAUCGAUUAUCGGCCUUACACUUUUUAUAUACGAUUAUCUGGUACUGAAAUCUGAAUCAAUCUGUAUGGAAAUUACAAGUCUUUUCACGUACCGUACAUAUAUCUGCACAUUCGCAACUUUUCGUCGCAGUAUCACCACUGACAGAGAAAUUCAAGCACCCCGAACUCCCCACGGACAUGACAGUACAGAAAUCAAAGGAAAAUGGUUUCAAGAAUCAUUGUCCCACGGUUCAUGCGCAAAAACCGUUUGCCAAAAGCGCUGCGAAUAUGUCGCAUCAUCCGUGGGCAAAAGCAGAGGAUGAUUCUUGGAGCUGGGAUCGUCGAAGCAGCGGCACGUCGAUAUCUUGGCCGGAAGAGAUGGAAGAAGUUGCGACGAAGAAAGUAAUCGAGCAGUGGGAUGCUGUGGAGAGAACUUUGUACGACGAGGAUAACCAAGUUGCAUCAGAGAGCUUGCGGAGCGAAUGUAUACAGUGGAGAACUCAACUCCCUCACCUGCGAAUUGUCGGCAAGGGGUUGCAGAAGCGUCAGAUAGUCGAUGCUAACAGCGACGACUCGGCCCCCGUUGACGUGAAAGAAAAAGACGGUCCCUCGACGGUCGAAGAAAUAAUCGAGGAGCACAAAGUGCCGGAAAAUGCUGAGGAAGGUGCGUCGGAUGGUCGCAACCGGGAAGAGACGCGGAACGAAGUUCUUGAUAGGAUUCUAGACUUUGUUUGUGCCGAACUAUUGGCGAACAACGAAGUCGACGAAUCGUUAAGUCAGAACUUGGACGCUGUGCUGAGAAUAACUCCGGCGCCAACUUACAGCGGUAGAAAUCCUCCCGGGAAUCACAGAACUGCGAACGAGUUCGUCGGCCAAACCCAUCGGAACUCAAAAUUACACAAGGACGAGAGGGGGGAAUUUAGCGAUGCUCUUGAAGUGUCUGGAUGUCUGCCGGAAGUUCGGAAAAACAGUUCCCAUGCCGAAAAAUCUGCGACAAGAUUCUCCGUCGGUAAAGGAAGCAUCACGCCGAUAUCCGCUCGGAGACAAGGAUAUAUGAGAGAGACUGCUCCUGAUGGUGUUUCGGCGAACACAGACCGUCUUUACACGCCACAGUUGCCCAGAAAUGCACUCGGGACCGUUUUUACUGAAAAAAUAAUCGUCAGUCCGGUACCGUUUGCGACGAGCACUAAGGAGAGCUUUUCGACGCUGAAAUCAACGCCCCUGACAUCGAUGAGAUUGUCGCUCGAAUCUUCGCUGGGGCAAAGAUCGGCUAGGAGCGUUAAUUCUGGUUUCAAAACGACUUCGGCUCGCCGAGUUGGCCUCUUCCACAUACCGCAAGUUCAUUCCGCUUGGCAAGCCCCGGUUUGUCCGACUGUGUGGCCUAAGAACGUCAAGUUGGCUCCGAUUGACAUAACGAGGCUUCCGAGUAGCCAGCGCAGAUCGUUGGCAACGUCCUUCAGCCAGCCGAGAAGAAGUCGGAACUCGUUAAGUCCGAUCCCUCGUGAAAUAAUGCCGAUCUCACCCCUUGCGAAUCGAGCUGCUGAGAGAACAUGCCUCGAAAUUCAAGGGAAGCGGAUAGUGAGGCAAAAAUCGAGGAUGAACGUGACGAGCGCUGGCUGGGAAUUCAACUCGCGAAACAUUAAGAAGAUAAGAAAUAAAGUAGAGAAUAAUGACGCGAGAUGAGAUUUUCGAGCGUUGUUAUAGCGUGCGGUGAACAAUUUAUCGACAGCGUUACGCCUAUCGUACAAAAGCACGAAAUUGAUUAAGAAUUUGUUGAAUUCGUACAAAUAUAUGUGUUUAAUUACCGACGACGAUCGUGAAAUAAGGUCGUCGACGGGGUGACGUUGAACGAAAGGGACCAAAAUUUAUUCCUAGCUAAUCGGGUAGAUACAACAGCCGAUUAUCGGGUUUACCAGACACCUCGCAGUGUCUGAUAAGAUGACGUGAUCGAUUUGGCAUACGAACACGAGACGUAGAUAAGAUGUAUCUACUUCUUCUUGAUUUAUUGCAGAUACCGCAGGCUUAGGUUAAGUGCAUUGAUAACAGCUGCGGUCGUUCGCAUCAAGGCGAAAUGAUAAGUACCCUGCAAAAUGCCCUGCGUUAUCUUGCACUCGCGUAGAUAGGCGUUUUCUCGAUAGGCUUUACGGAUGAAAUUUCUUUAUACCGUUAGUCCGAUCGGAUCUGGACAGCUUAUUUGCAAAUGCAUGUAUAUACACCUGGUGGAAACUUUUCCAGUCGUGGAAAAAAAAAAAUUCCAAACCGAUGAGUGACGAUGGAAAAUCAGCCUCAAUCGAGCAUUCUCAGUGUUGCACACGAAUAGCUGUAAAAUUUACAUUUCCGUUGCUUCACGACAGAUGUGUGAUAGAAAUAUUGGAGUGAGCAAAAUUAUGAAAACAGCACUUGCAAUUUAACAAAUUUGAUAACAAGCCAACUUGAAUUGCUCGGGAUGCUUCUCUGCUUUUUGUGUAUCUGACUAUCGCAAGCUCCUAUACGUAUACAUGGUCUGCCUGUAGCCUUGGCGAAAAUAGAACGCUCUGUAUUUGUGUGUUGUACGCAAGUGUAUUUUAGGCGGAUCCGUAUGUCCGUUUUCCGUAUAUUACGAGGAGCUACAGGGGCGGAGAGAGAGAAAGAGUAAAGAUAAAAAGGUUGGAGUGGAUAAAAGAUGGAGACAAACAUUGCCGUUAUAUAUGUGUGCUCUUUGUCAACGAAUCGGUGCCGCAAGGAUCGGCAUUAAUGGUCGGAUAUACGUAUGGAAUGUCUAUGUACGUAUGCAUGUGCGUAUGUAUAUGUAAGUUUACUGGGUUGUAGAGCUUUUUGUACGUAUACAUGUCAGCUCGAUUGAUUGAUUGUCGUUACUAAUGGCCGAAAAGCACAUGGAGUUGGGGAUGUUCGAGUUCAGUGUAUCAGGAUAUCGCGCAUUCCUCAAUUUGGGGCUUUCAUUGACAUGAAAAACGUACGCAAUGUUCUACUUUUUCAGAGAAACAUUUCCUCGGUACUUGAUAACUUUCGAUAAGAAAAUUCUUUCUCUUCGGAACUUGUCAGAUUUAUUUCAAACGAAGAUCUUGUUGAAGAGUAACGUAUGAACUUGUUCUCAGGCAUUAGAAGAGGCAAAAAAUUCAACAAUAUAUUGAAAUAUAAAAUGAUGUUCUACGACCGGUGAAUAGUGUUUCAAAUCCACUGGUGGAAUUCACAGUUUUGAUGUAAGUAAUUUUAAUUAUAGAACAUGAACAACUUCGGUGUAGACGCAAAGCACAUUGGAAAGAAAAUCGCAAUUGGUGUGAGCGAUUGCCUGAUAUCUUAAUGAUAUUGAAAUCAAUCAAUGUAUGUUAUAGGUAAAUAAUUUGCCUAUACGAAAGGUACGCUCAUAUCGCAAAUAUUAUCGUAAUUAAUAAUCUGUCAAGCUGAAUUUAUAAUAAAUAUAACUAACGUUGAUGGGGGGGAUAUCCAGAGAGACGAUUGUCAGACAGCACAAGGCUGAGAAAACUUUCCCAAUUGUAACCGAUUACACAGGAACCGCGGAAGUUUUAAAAAUUGCAGUAACACAAGUUUACCCGAAGCUCGCUUUCUGUAGGAGCUUCCAGUAAUCUCUCAUGUAGUGCCUUUCAAAUUUUUGUUACUUUUAAAAACGAAUAAUAAUUAGGAAGAAAAAAAAAAAAACAACGCUGCAGCGUUUGCAAUUCCUUGCAUGAAGAAGAAUUCUCUCAAAUUGGAUGUAAGGAUAUCUUUUCAAGAUCAACAAAUGGAUCGUGAGAUAUCUUUUAACCGUAUUUUGGAAAGGGUGAAGUUGCUCACAGCGAACUUUCAAAAUUUUCCAAAAUUUCAAAUUGGAAAGAAAAUCGCUUAUUUGAAAUUUUUAUUGUAACAUGCAAUCAAAUCACUUACCUGAUAUAAAUGUAUACAGUAUAUUUUUGUAAACCACACGUUGUGAAUAUCUUCGGAAUAAAAAAUCGUAUAUGCGA
Messenger RNA from Neodiprion fabricii, 4271 nucleotides. RefSeq lists its product as uncharacterized. Bases 511 to 1995 code for a protein of 494 amino acids. Lineage: Eukaryota; Metazoa; Arthropoda; Insecta; Hymenoptera; Diprionidae. The transcript has 6 exons. The record is from RefSeq and is a predicted model, not a curated record.